Miscanthus lutarioriparius is the source of this 744-nucleotide messenger RNA. NCBI's taxonomy places the organism in Eukaryota, Viridiplantae, Streptophyta, Magnoliopsida, Poales, Poaceae. The record is from the annotation of a GenBank genome assembly.
AUGGCCGGCGCCGCGUUCCCGGCUGUCGUUUUGUCCCUCCUCGGCGCCGCCACUUUCUUGGUGGGCUCUGCGUCGGCGGCGUGGCAUGCGCAGGUGUUCGUGGUCGGCGGCGAGCCGAGGGGGUGGAGGAAGCCGACGGCGCCCAACGAGGAGAGCUACAACCACUGGGCCGUCAGGAACCGCUUCCACGUCGGCGACUUCCUCCAUUUCAAGUACGACAAGAACGACUCGGUGCUGGUGGUGACCCGCGACGCGUACCAGCUCUGCGUCGUGGACAAGCCGACGCUGCAUUUCGAGGGCGGGGACACCAGGUUCCGCCUCGACCACAGCGCCUUCUACUACUUCAUCAGCGGCGCGGAAGGCCACUGCGACGCGGGGCAGCGGAUGACCCUGCGCGUCAUGGUGCCGCAGCAGGGCGACGGCAGCAAGGCGCCCGCCCCGGCCGAGGCGCCCGCCGCCGCGAUGUCGCCAGGCGGAGAGGACGACGAAGGCGGGACGUUUGAUCCGCCUCCCGGCCCUCGUCGUUCUUCCCCGCCAGGGUCCGGCGGGGCCGGGUCGUCGUCUCCUGGCUCGGGCUCCGGCUCCGUGUCGAGGCCGCCGCCGCACGUGGCGCCAGGUGCCGAUGGGAAUAAGACUAGCGCUGCUGGGUCUAUGCACGACGCGUCGUCGUCGCCGUCGCUUCGUGGGCAUCGCGUCGUCCUUGGGGUUGCUCUGGCCGAGCUGCUGCUGUUCUUGGCCGCUUGA